Molecule: messenger RNA, 1605 nt
Organism: Aspergillus melleus
Lineage: Eukaryota; Fungi; Ascomycota; Eurotiomycetes; Eurotiales; Aspergillaceae
Exons: 1
Coding region: 1-1605 (534 amino acids)
Biological process (GO): response to xenobiotic stimulus; regulation of DNA-templated transcription; DNA-templated transcription
Molecular function (GO): DNA binding; zinc ion binding; DNA-binding transcription factor activity, RNA polymerase II-specific
Source: RefSeq, a predicted model, not a curated record
AUGCCUCCAGAUAGAGCGAAAAACGCUUGUAUCCCUUGUCGGGAGAGAAAGAGGAAAUGUGAUGGCAAGGAACCCUGUCAGAGCUGCGCCAAGGCCAAUUACGACUGUAAAUACGACCAUCGUCCUCGAACGAGACGACCUGCACGGAAGAGUCCGACGGAAGGAUCGACCCAGCGCACACAUAUGAAGCCUACAGUGACACCCGAUGAGCCCAUCUCGGCGCCUCUCUCAGCUGACGUGAAUUCCGCCGCUGUAUUGGCCAGAAAGUUGGGCUUUUCGUCUACAGAGUCCACGAUCCCCGGCGGUCUACGCUUGUUUGCAUGGAACUUGGGAAUUGGAGAGAAACCAACCGAGUACCUUGCACCAUUGCCACUUUGCGAGAUUCUAACGGUAGAUGCAAUGCGAGGGUUGGCAUCGGUUUACUUUGCAGAAGUUCACACCGCGUAUAACUUCGCAGAUCUUGACAUGGUUGACGUUGCCAUUGAAACCAUUCCCGAACAACAACUUUUUGACCCCGUGCAAUGUGUGCUGCUCGGAAUUGCUGCGCUGGGAUGUCUGUUCAGCCCCCAACCGAAGAAUAUCGAGGCGCAGAUUGUGCACAGCGCUCGCGUUACCUUGGAACAUUCAACCACAUUGGAACUGCCGUCAGUGGACCACGGAACCGGGUGGCUCCUGCGUGUUCUUUAUCUGCGGCUCACUAGCUCGCCGCAUGCAGCAUGGAUGGCUAGCUGCACGCUGAUGCAUAUGGUGGAAACGACAAACCUUCACCUUGAGCCAUCGGGCACGAUGCCGACCGCUACAGACAUAGGUUACACUCCGGAUUCCAGACGACGGCUAUACUGCGUUUCCCAGCUUUUUCACAUGUGGAUUUCCUACGACUACGGGCGCUCGCGAGUUAACUUGCGCGGAGCUUCCUGCUCGCUCCCAACGGAAGGAUUGACCGCGGACCAAAUCACAAUAUGGCAGUUAUCCGAUGCUCUGGAUGUGGACAGGUAUCUAGAUACGACAGAGCUAGAAAACCUUCUUCGGAAAACCAUCGCAUUGAAACUCUCUCAUCCCUUGCUGCAGUUGAAACGCUGUAGUAUUGGCAUGUGCAUAUAUCGCAGAAUCCGAGCCUUCGGACGGACGGGUACGGGCGAAGUAACCGGCCUGGUGCUUCAGCUGGCAGGAGAAGGUGUUGAUACGGCAGUGGAUCUCGCCUAUACGCGUUCUCCCUGGUGGCAUAUAGCGCAUGUGCCCUUUCAAGUUAUCUGCGUUCUCCUGGCUAUUGAUUCUCGGUCUUCACUCGAGGGUGUGAGGAAAUCUUUUCGGGCGCUACAAGUGAUUGCGGAUUGUUAUGGGACAAAUGUUCUGAAAGAGGCCGUUGCCAGCGCAAGCUAUAUUAUCGGCAUACAGUUACAGCGCAAGAAGGAAGAAUACGACUUGCUGAACAGCAUGGCGAGCGAUAUUCUCACGAAUGAGAUUAAUAAUGCCGGAUCACUCGGUCAGAGCCCGUUAAACCCUGAUUUUGGGCUACAGCAAACUGAUACUGGCCACUACAAUUAUGGAGAAUUUUUGGACCUUGACCAGCUGUUCACGGCCAACCUUUUCGCUCCAUAUGGAUGA